This is a messenger RNA of Paramisgurnus dabryanus, 988 nucleotides long. RefSeq names its product TATA box binding protein like 2 (gene tbpl2). Gene Ontology annotation, biological process: DNA-templated transcription initiation. The record is from RefSeq and is a predicted model, not a curated record. Gene Ontology annotation, molecular function: DNA binding. NCBI's taxonomy places the organism in Eukaryota, Metazoa, Chordata, Actinopteri, Cypriniformes, Cobitidae.
GGAUGAGCCGUCGCUGGCUGGGGAUCUCAGCCGGAAUGAGGACAGUGGCAUUUACUGUCCGCCGGAGGCAGAGACUGACACCAGCAAUGCUGUCCAAAAUACAUCCCAGUUCUGCACUCUCCCAAUGACACCCAUGACCCCUAUGACCCCCAUGACCCCAGUGGCGGAAAGUUCAGGCAUCAUUCCACAAUUACAGAAUAUUGUGUCAACGGUGAACCUUGCUUGCCCUCUGGACCUGAAAUCCAUUGCACUUCAGGCUCGAAACGCUGAAUACAAUCCAAAGCGUUUUGCUGCCGUAAUAAUGAGGAUUCGGGAACCAAGAACCACCGCUCUCAUAUUCAGCUCUGGAAAAAUGGUCUGCACUGGGGCAAAGAGUGAGGAGCAAUCUCGCCUUGCUGCACGGAAAUACGCUCGGGUGGUACAGAAACUAGGCUUUCCUGCCAAAUUCCUGGACUUCAAAAUCCAAAACAUGGUUGGAAGUUGUGACGUCUGCUUUCCUAUACGCUUGGAGGGCCUGGUCCUCACUCACCAGCAGUUCAGCAGCUAUGAGCCGGAGUUAUUUCCUGGUUUGAUAUAUCGCAUGGUGAAGCCACGCAUUGUUUUGCUGAUUUUUGUAUCUGGAAAAGUUGUGCUCACAGGUGCGAAAGAGAGGUCAGAGAUCUAUGAAGCCUUUGAAAAUAUCUACCCCAUCCUGAAAGGAUUCAGGAAACAGUAGAAAUUGUGCACUUACUAACUAUGUUUCAUGUGAAUACCUGUAUGUGAUUAUGUGCCUUGUCUUCGAGUCUUCGAAUGCAAUAAUUCAACCAAGACUUUUGUUAUUGUACAUAGUUUAAUGUAUUUUUAUAGCAUAUGCCAACAUCCCCAAGGCCACUGUUAAGAGUAAAUGUUUUGUUAAAAUAUUGAACGAUGUAUGCACCCAGAUGGUUUUGUCGCUUAUGUGUUGUGACUGUGCUGAAGCAAGAACAAUAAACUUUGAACUUUUUUUAUU